Molecule: messenger RNA, 1131 nt
Organism: Mesorhabditis belari
Lineage: Eukaryota; Metazoa; Nematoda; Chromadorea; Rhabditida; Rhabditidae
Source: the annotation of a GenBank genome assembly
AUGGCCACCGAGAAACCGCUUUGCAAAUAUUUUGCCAACGGAGUCUGCUCAAAAGGAGAAAGAUGCAAAAAUAGCCACGACAGAAAUGUUCCAACGAAUGAUGUGUGUCGCUACUACAGAGCUGGAAGUUGCUCGUAUGGAAGAGAAUGUCGAUAUGAUCACAUCAAACCGAAGAGUCAACUACAGUCAAAUGUUAGAACAAGUUCAAACUUUGCCGGCACUUCUGGAUCACAUAGGAGAGUUGAAGGUGGAAAUCGCGCUCCAAAACCCAUACAAUUGGAUGCCUUUCUUCCAGCUGAAACAUCGUUUAACGUCAAUGCGCCAGCUUUUGUCCCUUCAUGGCUGAAAGAAGCUCCGUCAAACUACGCAAGUGCCGCCGGUUCAGUGCCCACGCCCAAAUUGAGACCUCUUUGCCCAUAUUUCGAGAUUGGUGACUGUCCAAAGUCUGAGGAGGACUGUGAAUUUGUGCACGGAAUACUUUGCGAGACAUGUUUCAAGGCGUGUUUACAUCCAGAUGAUCCUGAACAACAACAACAUCAUCGUGCGGAAUGCGUGAAACAACACGAGAUGAACUGUGAAAUGGCCUUCAUCGAACAGCGAAGUUCGGAUAAACGCUGUGGUGUUUGCCUGGAAGCAAUUUAUGAAAAGAAUCUCCGUUUUGGUAUCCUUGAAGGCUGCACACAUUGCUUCUGUUUGAAGUGUAUCAGAAAUUGGCGAAAGCAGCAGGAAUUUGAGACCGAUGUGAUCAGAUCUUGUCCGGAGUGUCGUGUUCAUUCGAAUUUUGUUAUUCCAUCGGUUGUUUGGCUUGAAGAACCCGAGGAGAAAAAAGUGAUGCUUGAUGCUUACAAGGAGAACACGGCAAAGAAAAUUUGCCGUUAUUAUCAGGGCUCACAAACGGGUGAUGGGGAUGGUUGUCCGUUUGGGAACAAAUGCUGGUAUCGUCAUCAGUUGCCUGACGGUUCGAUUGAUCCUGGAAAAGAGCCUGGUUCUCGUCGACUUCCGCGUCUCUCGCAAUUCAUCUUUGCCAACGACGAUGAUGACGAUGCUGACUUUGGUGAUCACUACGAGGAACUGACUCGUCUCCUUCGCAAUCUGCUCAAUCAAGGACUGCUCAAUGAAACGGAUUUCGAA